Messenger RNA from Colletotrichum graminicola M1.001, 2079 nucleotides. The record is from the annotation of a RefSeq genome assembly. NCBI's taxonomy places the organism in Eukaryota, Fungi, Ascomycota, Sordariomycetes, Glomerellales, Glomerellaceae.
AUGAUUUUUGACCCUAAUACUGAAUUUUAUUUAAGAAAUAUUUCUAAUCCUAAUUAUAUUAUGGCUGUUUUAAAGAAGAAUAAUGAUAUUAUUAAGUGUUGUUUUGACUUAUUAGGGAAUUUGAUUCAAGAAGUAAUUGAUACUAAAAUGGAAGAUGGUACUAUUUACAGACAUUCAAAUAAUGCUGUUAUUAAAUUAGAUUCACAAGGUAUGAUGUACUUUUAUCAAAAAAAUAUUGUAACUAAACCUAUACAAUAUGUGGCUAAAAAAGAAAAAUCUUUUUUAGAAGAUCAAAAUAUAGGAGUUUUAGAUUUAGAAGUUUAUAACCAUUCUGUUGAUAACAUAUCUUAUGUAUAUUCUGGUGGAAUAUAUACUAAUAUUGAUAAAAAUCCUAAAUUAUUUUAUUUAGACCCUAUUACUAGAAAUAGUGAUGAAUUAAUAUUAUCUAUUAUUGAUCAUAUGGGGAAAAAAAGAUAUCAAGGUUUUAAGUUUUAUUGUCAUAAUUUAGGUAAAUAUGAUAUAUACUUUAUCUUAAAAGUACUUACUAACUUUAAUAAAAUUAAUAAAGUUGUUCAGUAUAAAAUUGAUACUGUUAUGAGAGAUAAUGUUAUUUUAAGCAUUAAAAUUAAAAAAGUUGUUAAUGGUAAAACUGAUUAUAUUGUAAAUAUAUCAGAUAGUUAUCCUAUUUUAACUAGAUCUUUAGCUCAAUUAGGUAAAGAUUUUGAAGUUGACCAAGUAAAAUCUUUUUUUCCUUAUAAUUUUGCUAAUGAAAAUACACUUUUUUAUUGUGGUAAUAAACCUGAAAAAUCCUUUUAUGAAAAUUUAUCUGAUGAGGAUUAUAAUAAUAUUAAAAUUAAUCCUUGGAACUUUAAAAAAGAAUCUGAAAAGUAUUUAUCAAUUGAUUUAAUUAGUUUAUUACAAAUUAUUAAAAAAGCUAAUCAAGAAGUUUUUCUUAAUUUUGGUAUAAAUAUUAGCGAUGUUAAUACAAUAUCUGGUUUAGCUAAGUUAAUAUUUAUGAAAAACCAUUAUAAAAAUAAUAUUCCUUUAAUAAAUGAUAAUAAAAUUUAUCAAGACAUUAAAAAGAGUUAUUAUGGUGGAAUUACAGAAGUCUAUAAACCUACAGGUAAUAAUCUAUAUUAUUACGAUGUUAAUAGUUUAUAUCCUUAUGUAGCUCUGUUUGAUAUGCCUGGUACUAAAUUAACAUCUUAUGUUAAGUAUACUAAAGAUGAUGCUUAUAAUUUACACGAUCUAUUUGGUUUUUUUAAAUGUGAAGUUUAUAAAGAUCCUAAUAAUGAAUAUAUUGGUUUAUUACCUUUUAGAACUAAAGAUGGUACUUUAAUACAUCCUUUAGGAAAUUGAACUGGAUGAUACUUUAGUGAAGAAAUUAAAUUUGCUGUAAAGAACGGAUAUAAAAUUAGAAUAAUAGAAGGAUAUAAUUUUUCUAGAGAGACUAAUGUAUUUAAUACUUUUGUACAAGAAAUAUAUAAAAUAAAAUCUACUACGUCAAACAAAGCGUUAAAAAGUAUUAGUAAAUUAAUAUUAAAUAGUUUAUUAGGUCGUUUUGGAUUAAAAUUAGAUAAAACUAUCACUGAAUUUAUAACUAAUGAUGAAAAAUAUCAAAUAUUAUCAGCUACUAGAGCUAUUGUUUCUGAAAUAGAGGUAGACGAUUCUCAUAAAUUUAUUACUUAUAAAAAAGGAAUAGAUUUUGAUCUUAUCGAUUCUUUAAAUAUAGAUGUUAAUAAACUUAACAUAAAAUAUAAUGAUUUAGAAAAAGAUGACGCGAAAGAAGGUAACCCUAAAGACGUUUCAGUGGCAAUUAGUUCAGCUAUUACAGCAUACGCUAGAAUAUACAUUUCUAAAAUUAAAUUAGAUAUACUUAAAAAAGGUGGUAACCUAUAUUACUCUGAUACGGAUAGUAUAAUAACUGAUAUCCCUUUAGAUAAUUCUAUUGUAGACAAUAAAGAAAUAGGUAAAUUAAAGUUAGAAUAUAAUAAAGUUAAAACAGGAUAUUUUAUUUCUAAUAAAACUUAUUGUUUAGUUUUAGAAGAUGGUAGUUUAAUUAAGAGAUCUAAAGGUUAA